Molecule: messenger RNA, 1915 nt
Organism: Cajanus cajan (pigeon pea)
Lineage: Eukaryota; Viridiplantae; Streptophyta; Magnoliopsida; Fabales; Fabaceae
Product: zinc finger protein SHOOT GRAVITROPISM 5
Cellular component (GO): nucleus
Molecular function (GO): DNA-binding transcription factor activity
Source: RefSeq, a predicted model, not a curated record
UCUCUUUUCUUUGUAAGAGAGAGAGGAAAGGGUUGUGCGUGAGAGUGUGACAAAAAUAGGAAGCUUACGUGUGUAUUUGGGGGCUUGGCCUGUAUUUAUGCAUGCAAAGCAAAGGAAAAUUUUACUGUGUGAUGAAAUUACGAUCGAGAGGGUUUUGUUUUUUUGUGGGGAUGUUUUUCUUCUGGAGCCCAUUGUGGGAUCAAGUUUUGAGCUUUGUGAUUGGGUCUUUUUGAAAGUUUAUUAAGGAGGGCUAUACAGACAAUACCUGUUGAAGAUGAGGGUUGGAAGGAAGAGAGAGAAAGCUGUUGGAAAAAAGCUGAAAGUUUAAAAGUAAGUUAAAAGAAAGCUGAGUGAGGUAACCGAAAGAGGAAAAGAAAGCUUUUGCCUUCCUCUAUUCUAUGUCCUUCUUCUCUUAGCUUCCCAAACCUCCAUCGCUAACACAGUCACUGAACACUUUCUAUUAUCAUACAUGUUAGUCAAUACCUCAUCUCCCUCUUCAGUUCCCACUUCUGAGCCAUUUUCCUGCGCUGAAAAUGGUACUGCAGUUAGUAAAAGGAAGAGAAGGCCUGCAGGAACACCAGAUCCAGAUGCAGAAGUGGUUUCCCUCUCACCCAAGACCUUGCUGGAAUCGGAUCGUUAUGUGUGUGAGAUCUGCAACCAGGGAUUCCAGAGGGACCAAAACCUUCAGAUGCACCGUCGGCGGCACAAGGUGCCGUGGAAGCUGCUGAAGAGGGAGACGCCGGUGGUGAAGAAGCGAGUGUUUGUAUGCCCGGAGCCAAGCUGUUUGCACCAUGACCCGUGCCAUGCCCUCGGUGACCUCGUUGGCAUAAAGAAGCAUUUCAGAAGGAAACACAGCAGCCACAAGCAAUGGGUCUGUGAGAGAUGCUCCAAAGGCUACGCGGUGCAGUCUGAUUACAAAGCACAUCUCAAAACCUGUGGCACCCGAGGCCACUCCUGCGAUUGUGGCCGCGUUUUCUCAAGGGUGGAAAGCUUUAUUGAGCACCAAGACGCGUGCAACGUGGGGCGGUUGGGGCCAGAAACACAGGCAGCUGCAUGCUUAUCUCGAACUGCUUCAAGCCCUUCAAGCGACACCAAUUUCAGCACAGGUGGUCCUUGGCCAGGAGCAGGAAGUGCAAUGAUUCAAAAGCCCACCGUAAUAACAGAACCCUCAUUCACCGACCCUACCAUUGCCACCAACACCAACGCCAACAAACUCCACCCUAACCUGGAGCUUCAGCUCUCUACAGUCGCUCCUACUGAAAAGAGAGACGGAAACCACUCCACACACACACAGUUGCAGCUCCUAUCCAUGGGAGAAAGAAUGGACAAGUCAUUGGGUGAAAGGGUUCAACAGGAGGCACGUGAGCAGCUGAGGAUAGCGAUGGCGGAGAAAGCGUUUGCAGAAGAAGCAAGGAACCAAGCAAAGAGGCAAAUGGAGCUCGCGGAGCUUGAGUUCUCUAACGCCAAGAGGAUAAGACAACAAGCCCUUGCGGAACUAGACAAAGCCUAUGCCUUGAAGGAGCAUGCAAUCAAACAGAUCAACUCAACCAUGCUUCAAAUCACUUGCCUCGCUUGCAAGCACCGUUUUCAAUCGCGAACCAUACCUCCCCCGGCCCCGGAUGAUAACUCUUUCGUCUUCACCUACAUCACAACGGAAGCUGCCCAAGUAGAAAAACAUCGUGUCAAAAUUAACUCUUAGACUUCUCUUUCUACAUUCUCCAUUCAUAUCAUAUCCCACCUUAAUUUUAUUAUUGUUUCUAUUACUAUAUAUUGUUUUGUUUUUCUACCCUAAUUAAUAUCUUUUGUGAAUUGGUAUACCACCAUGUGAAGUGAGUGCUACGGUUAUGUAAGUGAGAUUGAGGUGGUCGAGAAAAGGAGUAUUAUUAUUAAUGUAAAUUAGUCGCAGUUUGUGCCA